Molecule: messenger RNA, 4087 nt
Organism: Oncorhynchus keta (chum salmon)
Lineage: Eukaryota; Metazoa; Chordata; Actinopteri; Salmoniformes; Salmonidae
Exons: 5
Coding region: 1609-3135 (508 amino acids)
Source: RefSeq, a predicted model, not a curated record
CACACACACACACACACACACACACACACACACACACACACACACACACACUGUAGAUCAUUGAUGGAUAUAGUGGAGAUGCCUGAGUGACUGCAUUAGUGAGUGUGCUUUCCAGGGCUCUGUCCUCCAAGUCACUGGCCAGUCCCAUGCCCCCCUGUCCUUCUACUGGGGGUCACAGGCAGAGGGGAGGGCCCUAAAUGGCUAUAAUUAGCCUGUGGCCCAGAGUGCUGUCUAAGGUCUAAUACAUUAUAUGAUAGGUCACCCUUGCACUUUUCUUAAAUAAUUCUCCAUUUCUUCUAAAGUUGAAAUAAAAAAUAAAAAACAUUUGAUCUCCACACCUUAUUGGAUUUUCAACAUUGAAGAAUAAAUAGUAUUUUUGCAAACUUAAGUUUAGAAAUGUAAUUUAGAAAAUAAAUACAAUUAACAUGGACAACAUUAUUGGCACCCUGAAACUAGUACUUUUUUGCACAGCUGUUGGCCAAGAUGACUCCUGACAAAUGCUUCUUGAAGCUUCCUGCACCUUUCUACUGGCAAUUGGGCUCACUUUUCAGCAAACUGCUCUAAUUCUUUCACGUUUGAGGGGUGCCCUCCAACUGCUGUUUUCAGCUCUCGCCAUAGAUAAUGGAUGUGUUUUCAGCUCUCGCCAUAGGUAAUGGAUGUGUUUUCAGCUCUCGCCAUAGGUAAUGGAUGUGUUUUCAGCUCUCGCCAUAGGUAAUGGAUGUGUUUUCAGCUGUCGCCAUAUAUAAUGGAUGUGUUUUCAGCUCUCGCCAUAGGUAAUGGAUGUGUUUUCAGCUCUCGCCAUAGGUAAUGGAUGUGUUUUCAGCUCUCGCCAUAGAUAAUGGAUGUGUUUUCAACUCUCGCCAUAGGUAAUGGAUGUGUUUUCAGCUCUCGCCAUAGGUAAUGGAUGUGUUUUCAGCUCUCGCCAUAGGUAAUGGAUGUGUUUUCAGCUCUCGCCAUAGGUAAUGGAUGUGUUUUCAGCUCUCGCCAUAGGUAAUGGAUGUGUUUUCAGCUCUCGCCAUAGGUAAUGGAUGUGUUUUCAGCUCUCGCCAUAGGUAAUGGAUGUGUUUUCAGCUCUCGCCAUAGGUAAUGGAUGUGUUUUCAGCUCUCGCCAUAGGUAAUGGAUGUGUUUUCAGCUCUCGCCAUAGGUAAUGGAUGUGUUUUCAGCUCUCGCCAUAGGUAAUGGAUGUGUUUUCAGCUCUCGCCAUAGGUAGUGGAUUUGUUUUCAGAUCUCGACUCUUUGCCAGCCAUUCCUGAAUAGUCCAGCGUUUCUUCUUGAACCGUUCCUGGGUGCUUUUUGAUGUGUGUUUGGGGUUGUUGUUCUGCUGGAAGACCCACAACCUUCAAUUGAGACAUAGUUUUUGGACACUGGGUUGAACAUUGGACUCCAAAUCACCUUAUGAUGCGUUACUCACAUUCAAGGCCCCCAGUACCAGAGGCAGCAACGCAACCCCACAGCAUUAUCAAACCUCCCCAUGUUUGACUGUAGGGAGGGUGUUCUUUUCAUUGAAGAACCUUACUACUCUGUUCUGAUCUUUUUUGGAAACAUACUGUACCACAUUGUGUGUGUGUGUAUGCACCAGGGUCUGUAAUGACUCCUCUAGCACUGAGAUGCAGUGCCUUAGACCACAGUGCCACUCGGGAGCCCUGAGCAUCUCCUCCUCUACCCUCGGUUCCUCUUCCAUCUUCUCCUCCUCCUCCGUUCCUCUCCCAUCUCCUCCUCCUCUGUUUCUCUUCCAUAUUCUCCUCCUCCUCCGUUCCUCUCCCAUCUCCUCCUCCUCUGUUUCUCUUCCAUUAUCUCCUCCUCCUCCGUUUCUCUUCCAUCUUCUCCUCCACCUCUAUUCCUCUCCCAUCUCCUCCCCUCCCGUUCGAUCUCCUCCAAACUCCUCCUCCUCCGUUCCUCUCCCAUCUCCUCCUCCUCUAUUCCUCUCCCAUCUCCUCCCCUCCCAUUCGGUCUCCUCCCAUCUCCUCCUCCUCCGUUUCUCUCCCAUCUCCUCCUCCUCUAUUCCUCUCCCAUCUCCUCCCCUCCCAUUCGGUCUCCUCCAAUCUCCUCCUCCUCCGUUCCUCUCCCAUCUCCUCCUCCUCUAUUCCUCUCCCAUCUCCUCCCCUCCCAUGUCCUCCUCCGUUCCCCUCCCAUCUCCUCCUCCUCCGUUCCUCUCCCAUCUCCUCCCCUCCCGUUCGGUCUCCUCCCAUCUCCUCCUCCUCCGUUCCUCUCCCAUCUCCUCCUCCUCCGUUCCUCUCCCAUCUCCUCCUCCCCCGUUCCUCUCCCAUCUCCUCCCCUCCCGUUCGGUCUCCUCCCAUCUCCUCCUCCCCCGUUCCUCUCCCAUCUCCUCCCCUCCCGUUCGGUCUCCUCCCAUCUCCUCCUCCUCCGUUCCUCUCCCAUCUCCUCCUCCGUUCCUCUCCCAUCUCCUCCCGUCGGAUUCGGUCUCCUCCCAUCUCCUCCUCCUCCGUUCCUCUCCCAUCUCCUCCCCUCCCGUUCGGUCUCCUCCCAUCUCCUCCUCCUCCGUUCCUCUCCCAUCUCCUCCUCCAUUCCUCUCCCAUCUCCUCCCCUCCCGUUCGGUCUCCUCCCAUCUCCUCCUCCUCCGUUCCUCUCCCAUCUCCUCCUCCGUUCCUCUCCCAUCUCCUCCUCCGUUCCUCUCCCAUCUCCUCCCCUCCCGUUCGGUCUCCUCCCAUCUCCUCCUCCUCCGUUCCUCUCCCAUCUCCUCCUCCAUUCCUCUCCCAUCUCCUCCCGUCCCGUUCAGUCUCCUCCCAUCUCCUCCUCCUCCGUUCCUCUCCCAUGUCCUCCUCCGUUCCUCUCCCAUCUCCUCCCCUCCCGUUCGGUCUCCUCCCAUCUCCUCCUCCUCCGUUCCUCUCCCAUCUCCUCCUCCGUUCCUCUCCCAUCUCCUCCCCUCCCGUUCGGUCUCCUCCCAUCUCCUCCUCCUCCGUUCCUCUCCCAUCUCCUCCCCUCCCGUUCGGUCUCCUCCCAUCUCCUCCUCCUCCGUUCCUCUCCCAUCUCCUCCUCCAUUCCUCUCCCAUCUCCUCCCCUCCCGUUCGGUCUCCUCCCAUCUCCUCCUCCUCCGUUCCUCUCCCAUCUCCUCGCCUCUGUACCUCUCCCCUUGUUAUUCCACUGGAUGCUGCCUCUGUUUGCCAAGAUAUUAAAAAGAUCACAGAUCAGCUGCUCAGGGACAGAGAGGAUUAGUUGACCCAACAAGUAACCCCAGUAACACCCAGCCAGCCCUACCCUGGCUGAGCAACACAACAAUGGCAUGGAGCAGCUUCUCCCUGUCUUAUCCGCUGUGAUGAUACACUGACCACUGUUGUGUGCAACAAAAGCAAUGAAAAGUAGGUUACACACAAUAGUCCAUUGUAGGUGGAAUACCCUGUACUAUUAAAGGGAUACUUUUGUUUCCUUGACCUUGUCACAAUGGUAUGGUGUCAUCACAGUUACCUACAUGGUUCAUUUUGAUAUGUGGUGUAUUGGUGGGCCGUGAUUAAUAAACAUGUUCCAUAAUGUAGACUAACAAGACCGAUAUGAAGGCUGUCCCUGCUGGUCCUGGUAUGCUGAGUACUAGGCCAUCAUGUAUUUAGGAGGUCAACUCUGUUUUUGUUGAUAUACUUGUUGAUUUAUUGGUUGUUUACUUGGUUUAAGACCCAGAAGAGUAAAAGUGAUGGUGUACGCUCAAAGCUACUACAAUGGUCCAUCCAUCCAUUCAUUCCUCCAUUCAUCCAACCAUGCACCCAUCUAUCCAUUAAUUCAUUCACAUCCAGUCAGCAGGGAGAUCCAGGGUCUCCUCUCCCAGUGUUGGUUCAGCUGUCAGGUUGUGGAAGUAGCUUAACUGAUCCCAGAUCUGCCUUCCGCACAGAAGGUGUGCUAAGCCAUCCCAGAUAAGCCUUUGGUGUAGCUGGAUAUAUAAUGUGUGUCUGUGUGUGUGCGUGUGUCUGUGUGCGUGUGUCUGUGUGCGUGCGGGUCUGUGUUAGUGCGGUUGUGUGUGUGUUAGUGUGGUUGUCGGAUUGUGUGUGUGUUAGUGAGGGUGUGUGUUAGUGAGUUUGUGUGUGUGUGUUAGUGUGUGAGUGCGGGUGUGUGUGUGUUAGUGCAGUUGUGUGUGUGUUA